CCUGUCCAAUAUCAGAGUUACUAUUCCCAAAGGGAAUCUUGGAUGGAUAAGCCACGUUCAUUGACCCCUCCUCCUUUACCACCAAAGCCUAUUGCGUUAAUGAAUAGCUUUGAGAGAUAUACUAUGCGACGUAAUGCAAGUGCACCAGAGAUUUCAGCCUAUAGAUUUAAGAGAAGCCAGGAUACUGAGACUCUUAUUAUUUUCUUAUGUAACCUGGACAUAAAUCUUGAUGAGGAUGAUUUCAAGAUCCUUCGUAAGCAGAAAAUAGAUGGCCAAACCUUCCCAGACAUGACCGAAAAAAAGUUCAUGAAGGAUGGCAAAAUUGAAUAUUUUUGGCUCUUUCCAUGUGGAGAAUGGUCUCUUCAGCAUUUCAUAUCCUGGUCAACUAAUCUGUUUAGGUCUACUGAAAGAAACGAGACACAUACAGUAUUUUACAAUACGUUAUAUAUUUUUUGUGAUGAUCCAAUGGCCUCGCAGGAGAUCCUCGAAGUUGUUAGAAAUCUUUUACUUAAUAAAAAGGUCAAUAGAAAAAAAGGUUGCAAACCUUUAGCCAAUAUUUCUAACUUACAGAAAGAGGUGGUAAAGAAGCCGCUCCCUUCAAAAUCAGAUUUAUCUAUAGAUAUUUUAGAAAUUUUAAAGACUGCACAUUAUAUUAAAGUUUCAAGAGAAAGUAUAUAUAAUGCUGAAAUGUAUCGGGUCCUAGUGAAUUGGUUAAGAAAAAUCCAUGGAUAUGAGAUCACUGGUCAGUGGCAUCUCGAACAAGUUUGUAAUGAUGGGAACUACCAUCACCUUUAUUGCGAUCUAACUAUAAAGAAGCCUGAUAGUUCCCAUCUGGAAGCUCUUCUCGAACUAUUGGCGACAGCAUCAAUUCCCAAGUUAAAUGGCUAUUUCAAACAGGUAUUUAAGUAUAAAGAGCAACUUUAUCCUCAAGAGAUCUGA
Molecule: messenger RNA, 939 nt
Organism: Funneliformis mosseae
Lineage: Eukaryota; Fungi; Glomeromycota; Glomeromycetes; Glomerales; Glomeraceae
Source: the annotation of a GenBank genome assembly